Messenger RNA from Mollisia scopiformis, 2010 nucleotides. RefSeq lists its product as uncharacterized. NCBI's taxonomy places the organism in Eukaryota, Fungi, Ascomycota, Leotiomycetes, Helotiales, Mollisiaceae. Bases 327 to 1757 code for a protein of 476 amino acids. The transcript is spliced from 4 exons. The record is from RefSeq and is a predicted model, not a curated record.
CGAAAGCGUUUCUGUAGCUUUCGAUAUUUCGCCUUCCCAAGCUUCGCAAAUUCCUGUACAACUUCUGAGAUGGCGUGGCCAUAUCCAUGAAGUCGUUUGCCACUUUUGGUCUAAAAUUUAGUAACGAGUAAGUAGUCUUUAGUGGGGCAGGCAACCACAUUCUCUUGGACACAAUACACCUCCGAAGUCUAUCAAAUCUUGUCUUUUGAAGAUCUCCUUACGACUAUCCACUCGAGCUUCGAUGCAUUCUUCUGUAAGAUUGCAGAUAUCUUCGACACAUCAUACAAACGAUCCUCCCAGAGCCGAGCUCGGACAUCGCCGCAGCAAUGGCGACACAGAGUGAAGAGAAUCAACCAACCUUGGUCGAAAUCCGCAGCACUGGAGAUAUAUUGCUGGAUGUCCAUUUCAAGAAUACGUCGGAAUGCACGAAGUCCAUCCCAAAAGAUGCUUUGCGAAGCCUGCGAACCAGGAAACUACCUAUACCUUCUCCACGGAUUCUAUACCGAGUCCGACUCGAUACUCUGAAGAAACACUCGGAGUACUUCCGAAUCAUGCUGAAACCUCAAUUCGCAGAAGGCCUCGCUGUUGAGAAAGCUUUGAAGGAUCUCGCGGAUGCGAGUCAGGUUGCGUCGGAACUUGAGCCAGAGAAGUUGCCACGAGUGAGCAUCAUAGAUGAAGAUACAGCUACAAAGACCUUUGGAAGAGAAGCGGUGUUCCGGGACAUGCUUCGGAUCAUCCAUGGUGCUGAUCCAAUCACAUCUCCGAUCACAACCCAGUUCCUUACUGUACUUGUCCUCAUGGCAGAUCACUAUAAUGUUACAUCCACAGUCUCUCGUCAUAUGCAGAAAGUUCUUGUUGCUCACAAGUAUCCCAUUACUUUGGAUAAGAAUGGAGAAGAGAUUUUGAGGCAAAGGGUUCUUAUACAAUUUCACACAGACCAGGGGAUUCGAUUUGCCAACUCAACCAAAGACUUGAUCUUGAAAGGCUCUACGAGGUGGACCGGGAUGGAAGAUUUGAGAACGCACGAAUACCAAGCUUCGUGGUGGGAUCUCCCAUCAGGACUGGAAGCUGAACUAACAUACCGCCGAACAUGUGUUCUUCGAACAAUUGCUUCUAUCCAAACUCAAUACCUAAUAAUUUACAGUUCCAAGGAGCGACAGUGUAAACUUGGUUAUGAUUCAAGUGCGAGUUGUGACUCUUUCCAACUGGGCGAGAUGGUCAAGUUCCUUACCAGAAAGGGUCUUCUGUCGUUGGUGCCCUUUCAAGCCGUCUCACCAGAAGAUCCAGAGUACAUCUGGCCAGAAGCAUACUCUGGUGAUAUCGAAUACUUGAUUGGUGUUCUCCGACAAUGUCCUUCCUAUCAGAUCGACCACAAUCAUGGCCACUGCGGAUUACGAACCAGGCUUUUGCCAGCACUGGAUUAUAUCAAGAGCUGCAUCGACACAGGCCUCGGCAUCAAACUCAAUCGCUCUAAAACAGGACCGGCCUUUGAGUCGUGGAUCCCAUCCACUUCCGUACCUAGAAAGAAAUCAUUCUGGGUCAGUGGCAAGGAUGGCGAGGAUGUUGAUGUCGGCGGCUAUAAAGCAAAGGAGUUUGAAUUCGUGCCAUCUAGAUCAAAGACAACACUUGGUGGAGGUGGUAGAAGUGUAGAGCGAACGCCGAAAGGAUUGUUCACUGCUGAGAAAUGGAAUUGGGUCAAUGAGCCCGAGACACCUAUGAUGAGAACAGGUCCUACUCUUGAUCUUGGCAGACGGUAGGGGCGUGGAAGUGGCGGGUACUCAGUGACACAUGUACUAUAAUGUCGCUAGUCGAGCCAAACAAGGGGCAAGCGAGAUUCACCCCAAGUCAGAAGCGUGAUGGUGGAAUUUUUCUAGCUAUGCACGAUAGAAGCGUGGAUUGAAGGGUCCAUCUGAGCUUGGAUGUCUGAUCGCUUUGUAAUGACAUAAUGGCAUUCGAAUAUGUGCCUUACUGCAUCAAAUCAACAGAAUUAAACAGAAACGAUGACCCGCA